Molecule: messenger RNA, 1145 nt
Organism: Cajanus cajan (pigeon pea)
Lineage: Eukaryota; Viridiplantae; Streptophyta; Magnoliopsida; Fabales; Fabaceae
Source: RefSeq, a predicted model, not a curated record
AUUGGAACAAGAGUGUUGUGUCUAAUUAAUUAUAGAUAGAGUGAGGGUGGAGAGUGAGAUUGAGUUCCUUGUGUUGUGAGAUGGUCAUGGGGGUUAGCAACAACAUCACCGCAAUUCUGAACUUGAUAGCGACCCUCGCUUCGAUACCCAUCAUAGCCUCCGGCAUUUGGCUGGCCUCCAACCCCGCCAACGAGUGCAUCACCAACUUCCGGUGGCCCAUCGUCAUCAUCGGCCUCCUCAUCCUCCUCGUCUCCCUCGCGGGCUUCGUCGGUGCCUACUGGAACAAACAGGGCCUCUUGGCUCUCUACCUCUUCUCCAUGGCGCUCCUCAUCGCCCUCCUCCUCAUCCUCCUCGUCUUCGCCUUCGUCGUCACCAGACCCAACGGAGCCUACCAUGUCCCCGGAACACCCUUCAAGGAGUACCGCCUCCACGCCUUCUCCGCCUGGCUCCGCAACCACGUCACCGCCUCCGGAAGCUGGCGCAAGAUAAGGCCCUGUUUGGCUGCUUCUGAUGUUUGCACUAAGCUCGCCCAGAAUUACCUCACUGCUCAUCAAUUCUUCAACUCUCAUAUCUCCCCCUUACAGUCAGGGUGUUGCAAACCUCCCACUGCUUGUGGGUACAACUAUGUAAGCCCAAUACUAUGGACAAACCCUGCGAAUCCUACGGCUGAUCCAGAUUGUUAUUUGUGGAGCAAUGACCAGAAUCAACUAUGCUACAACUGCGAUGCGUGCAAGGCUGGUCUAUUGGGAAACCUGAGAAAAGAAUGGAGAAAAGCAAAUAUCAUUCUCAUAGUGGCUGUGGUGGUCCUCAUUUGGGUCUAUGUCAUCGCUUGUAGUGCCUUCAGGAAUGCCCAAACUGAAGACCUCUUCAACCGUUACAAACAGGGUUGGGUUUGAUCUUUACCUUUCUUUCGCGUCUCUGUAACUCCGUUGAGCCUUUUUCUCUCUACUCUCUAGUGUAUAUAUUUAUUCCUUUUUGGCGUUUGGAAGUAAUACGUGUUUCGUUGCAUGCUAAGGAAAACAGAGAGUACAAUAUUCUAAUUAUCUCUCCUCUCACCGUAUGAUUACAUUAUUAUAAUGUAUUCAAUUGUUAUUGUAUAUUUUUCUUUCGCUACUUAAUGCAGCUAUGUAAUUACCUUUAUGACA